Molecule: messenger RNA, 1804 nt
Organism: Centrocercus urophasianus (Greater sage-grouse)
Lineage: Eukaryota; Metazoa; Chordata; Aves; Galliformes; Phasianidae
Gene: NMI
Product: N-myc and STAT interactor
Exons: 10
Coding region: 165-1310 (381 amino acids)
Cellular component (GO): cytoplasm
Source: RefSeq, a predicted model, not a curated record
CUUCACGUGAUUUCGAGGAAGAGGAGCGGUGACACAACGGCCCGCAGCAGCUGGGGAACCUCCGGCUCCUCCUCCAGCGGGAGGGAAAGCGAAAGCAGAAGCCGGCGGUCGCGGGAGGGAAGGGGGCAGGGAGAGGCAUCCCGACGGGAGCUCCGCAGGUUCCAAUGGAUUUAUCAAGCCCACUGCAUUCCUUGGAAGAUAAUGGUUUUCAUGUGAUAAACCCUGACCCUUCUGAUACACCAAAAGAUGAGAUGGAAAGUCUUAAACAAGAACUGGAGAAAUGGAAGGAAAGACUUGAACAAGCUGAGAAAACAAAAGCUGACCUUCAACUUAGCAAAUUAAUUGCUGAGGAAGAAUAUGAGAAAAUACAGCAUGAGCUGACAGAGCUAAAGGAUGCUCAAGAGGAACUUAAUAAAGAAAGUGACAUGUCUAAGGACAUCUAUGAGACAGAACUUUCUGUGCUAAACCAAGAGAAUGCUGAGCUGAAGAGAGAGAUUGAGAAGCUCAAAGAAGAGCUUGCAGAAUGUUGUUCAGCGCUUUCACAGGAUGGUAAGAUUAAAAAAAAGGUGGCAGAAAUGAAAGUGGAGUUCACUCACAUGGAAGACACAGAGGGUGGCUUUGCAGAUACGAAUACCCACUGCGUUUUUUCUGUAACAACAAGAAUCCCAUUCAAACUGAACCAAAACCAAGCACUGCUUACUUUGGAAGAUGAAGAAGUUGCCGAGAGACUGACAAAAAUGGGUAAGCAUACUGUGAACCUGGAUGGAACUACAGCAGAUGUGAAAGUGGUGCCUUUCACAGUUGGAAUGGGAGUCAAAUUUGAGCUCCACGUCACAAUUUCUGGAAAGAAGAUCAAUGUUUCAGACAUCCCUGAGCUACCGAUUCCUGAUGAGUGGAUGAGAGACAAAUUAGAGCUGAAUUUCUACAAAUCUGAAUAUGGAGGAGGAGAAGUAGAAAAUGUAAAAUAUGACAAGAGGUCCAGAACAGCUGUUAUUACGUUCACUAGACCUGGAGCAAUGGCCAGCAUUGUGAGAUGUGCUAGACACCCUUUCUAUGUAAAUGGAAGGUGCCAUAGGAUUUCUGUGUCCCCAAGCACUGAUGGACACUUGGAAAAGCUUCAGCUCUUUUCUGGUAUUUCUACAAAGACCAUUCUACUGAAAGGAAUUAAAGAGACUGAAGAUGAUGAGGAAAGUGUGCAGGAUAUGAUUGAAAUUCAUUUCCAGAAGCCUAGUAAUGGUGGUGGGGAAACAGAGAGUAUCAAAUAUGUAUCAAAAGGAGCUGUGUGGGUUUCUUUUGAAGAGGAUGCUUAGAAUGCCGUAUAAAAAAGUGUAUCUCUCUCUCAGAAGUUCUGAGCUUUUGCUUCAUCAGAGGGAUAAGUUACACCAGUGGUUCUCAUACAAUUGUGCCUUAAUGUUUAGAAAUUGAAAAAGAGGAACUACCUUUCUGAUUUGUUUAAUGGCAUGAACUUUGAACAGAAAUUCAGUAGAACUUAAUGCUGAGUGUUCCAGGUGUUCCUGAUGAAAGUCAUGGAGAAAGCCUUCAUCUGCACACGUAACUUAAUCUAUAAUUGCUUCUUGCAAAUUCACAGAUUUUCUAUCUUGUCCAUUUUCUAUAGAUUUACCCCACUUUAAUCUAUUCCAUCUUCAGUUUUGUUACAGAAGCCACUCAUAACCCAGUGUAAAGCACCUUCAUGAAUCCACAGAUCUGGGGGUUUUAUUGGUGUGUGCUGACAUAACUCAAAUACUUGAAAGCAACAUUUAUGUAAUUGCAUCAGAUAAAUAUUGAAUUGGUGAUAAAGCUACAA